CCCCGGGUGAUCUGAGUCCCCAGUCUGGAGCUGAGUCAGAGAGCAGGGAGGGACGCGGGAGAGCGGCCUCUCUCCUCUCUCCCCUCCUCCUCAAACCGCUAGCUGCCUGUCCGUGCGCCGUGGCCAUGUCUUCGGUGGCGCUGGAGAUCCUGGGGCUGGGGCUGUGCAUCGUGGGCUGGGUGGGCAUGAUCGUGGCGUGCGGGUUGCCCAUGUGGCAAGUGUCCGCCUUCCUGGAGAGCAACAUCGUGACGGCGCAGACCAUCUGGCAGGGCCUGUGGAUGAACUGCGUGGUGCAGAACGGCCAGAUGCAAUGUAAGGUGUACGACUCGGUGCUGGCGCUGAAGCCCGAGGUGCAGGCGGGCCGCGCGCUCACCGUGCUAGUGGCGCUGCUGGGGCUCGUGGCGCUCAUGGUGACCGUGGCCGGCGCGCAGUGCACCACGUGCGUGGCGCCCGGCAAGGCCAAGGCGCGGGUGGCGGCCGCCGGCGGCGCCCUCUACGUGCUCUGUGGCCUCCUGGCGCUGGUGCCCCUCUGCUGGUUCGCCAACAUCGUCAUCAGCGAGUUCUACGACCCCACGGUGCCCGCGUCGCAGAAGCGGGAGAUGGGCUCGGCGCUUUACAUCGGCUGGGCAGCCACGGCGCUGUUGCUGCUCGGAGGCGGCCUCGUCUGCUGCGGCGCCUGCUCGGCCGCAGCCCGCGAGGAUCUCCCCUUCCCGGUCAAGUACUCGGCCCCGCGACGGCCCACCGUGAACGGGGACUACGACAAGAAGAACUACGUCUGAGCUGCACGAAGGGCCGGGGGAGCGCGAGGGACCGGCCUGGAGAGCAGGGCGCGGGCGCACAGACCCGGACUGCAGCCUGGCGCUCAACCUGCAGGCCCUGGGGCUGGGGGCUCGAGGGCGCGCGGGGGAUUGGGCCCCCCACGCCCCCUCCGACUGCUCAGGGCCAUCCUCUCCAAGAGUCCGGAAAACUGGGAACUAAAGAGCCAUCUGAGAACCUGUGGGAGGAUAGGGUUUGGGCUGGGAACACCUCCCCCACCCCACCCCCCCGCGAAUGCCCAGAGCCCCGAAAUAAGGGUUCAGGGGCCAGCGGUGUGGGCCCCGCAGACUGCUCGGGGAGGUCCAGGUGCCCCUGAGAACCACGGAGAACGAGCCUGAGGAGGGGGAGGGAGCCAUCCUGAUGGGCAGCCAAGGUCACGCCCCCCCCCCCCCCCUGUGUCCCACUUUGCAGCUCUUUCCUGUGGAGCCGCUGAACGAAACUGCGCCUUACUAACUCCCUACACUAACCCCCGCCAGGCGAAAGCAGCCGCGGGUUCCAGCCUUCCAGACUGUUUAUACGAAACAGAUGGUAUAUAUUUGAUACCCUUAUUUGUUUUAUACUCCAGGUGGCACAGGGUGUAGGAGGGAGAAAAGG
Phascolarctos cinereus (koala) is the source of this 1410-nucleotide messenger RNA. RefSeq names its product claudin 5 (gene CLDN5). The record is from RefSeq and is a predicted model, not a curated record. Gene Ontology annotation, molecular function: structural molecule activity. Gene Ontology annotation, cellular component: bicellular tight junction; membrane. Lineage: Eukaryota; Metazoa; Chordata; Mammalia; Diprotodontia; Phascolarctidae.